Perognathus longimembris pacificus (Pacific pocket mouse) is the source of this 1809-nucleotide messenger RNA. It is a transcript of the gene Inpp5e, whose product is annotated as inositol polyphosphate-5-phosphatase E. The record is from RefSeq and is a predicted model, not a curated record. Gene Ontology annotation, molecular function: inositol-polyphosphate 5-phosphatase activity. The transcript has 11 exons. Gene Ontology annotation, biological process: phosphatidylinositol dephosphorylation. The coding region runs from base 1 to 1719 and encodes 572 amino acids. Lineage: Eukaryota; Metazoa; Chordata; Mammalia; Rodentia; Heteromyidae.
AUGCCGUCCGAGUCGGCCUGCCUGCGCCACGCCGCGGGCCCGGGACGGCGGCCGGCCUCCGCCGAGCCGCCCCCGCAGCCCCGGCUGCAGCGCGCCCGGUCGCUCGACGACCAGGGCUGGAGGGGGCGGCGCUUCCGAGGCGGCCCCGAGGACGCGGCCGCCCAGCGUGGGGCCGGCCCGGGCCCCGUCCAGGGCGCGCAGGGCCCCCCCGCGCCCCCCGGCCUGAGCGCCUCCUGGCAGGCGCUCCCCCAGGCCCGCGGGGGGCCGGGCAGCGAGCCCGGGGGCCCCGCCCCGCGGAGCGGCCGCCCCGCCGGGGACCUGCACCGAGAGGCCCUCCCGCCCGGGAGCCCGCCGCCGGCGCCGCUCGCCGGCCCGCGCCCCUCGCGCUCGGCGCCGGCGGUGGACCCCAGCGUGACCUCUGACCCCGAGCCGGCCGACCGCACGCCCCGCGCCCCCGGCCGGCUGGUCCGGGCCCACAGCAGCCUGGGCACCUGCCGGCCCCGAAGCCCCCGGGCCUGCGAGGACCACGCGCUGCACCCCGCCAGAUCCUCCUUCAGCCUCCUGGCGCCCAUCCGCACCAAGGACGUCCGCAGCAGGAGCUAUCUGGAGGGGAGCCUGCUGGCCAGCGGGGCGCUGCUGGGGGCCGAGGAGCUGGCCCGGUACUUCCCCGACCGGAGCAUGGCCGUGUUCGUGGCCACCUGGAACAUGCAGGGCCAGAAGGAGCUCCCCGCCAGCCUGGACGAGUUCCUGCUGCCCUGUGAGGCCGACUACACCCAGGACCUGUACGUCAUCGGGGUCCAGGAGGGCUGCUCCGACAGGCGGGAGUGGGAGACGCGGCUGCAGGAGACGCUGGGCCCGCGGUUCGUGCUGCUGUCGUCGGCGGCGCACGGCGUGCUCUACAUGUCCCUCUUCAUCCGCAGGGACCUCAUCUGGUUCUGCUCCGAGGUGGAGUGCUCCACGGUGACCACUCGGAUCGUGUCGCAGAUCAAGACCAAGGGCGCCCUGGGCGUCAGCUUCACCUUCUUCGGCACCUCCUUCCUCUUCAUCACCUCGCACUUCACCUCCGGCGACGCGAAGGUGGCGGAGAGGCUGAUGGACUACGCCAAGACCGUCCAGGCCCUGGCCCUGCCGCGGACCGUGCCGGACACCAACCCCUACCGCUCCAGCGCAGCCGACGUCACCACGCGCUUCGACGAGGUGUUCUGGUUCGGAGACUUCAACUUCCGCCUGAGCGGGGGCCGCGGGGCCGUCGAGGCCGUGCUGAGCCGGGGCCCGCGGGCCGACGUGCCGGCGCUGCUGCGGCUCGACCAGCUCGGCCGCGAGAUGAGGAAAGGGGCCAUCUUCAAAGGGUUCCAGGAGCCCGACAUCCACUUCCUGCCGUCCUACAAGUUCGACAUCGGGAAGGACACGUACGACAGCACGUCCAAGCAGAGGACGCCGUCCUACACGGACCGGGUCUUGUACCGGAGCCGCCACCAGGGAGACAUUUGCCCCUUGAGGUACUCGUCGUGCCCGGGGAUCAAGACGUCCGACCACCGCCCCGUGUACGGCCUGUUCCGGGUCCGAGUGAGGCCGGGCCGGGACAACAUCCCCCUGGCUGCGGGCAAGUUCGACCGCGAGCUGUACUUGAUCGGGAUUAAGAGGCGGAUCUCCAAGGAGAUGCAGCAGCAGCACGCGCUCAAGAGCCAGAGCUCCAGCGCCGUCUGCGCCGUGUCCUGAAGCCGUCGGGCCGCGGGCUCGCCGGCGCGGGCUCCUCCCCCGCUUCCUGACCGAGCCCCGGCGCCCGUGGCUGUCGCGGGAAGGGAGCUG